AUGGAGGGAGAUCAAAGGUUGUUGAUCAAAGAGCGAACAUCAACAUCAGAAGAGGAAUCAUCACUGGUGAAGAGGGUGCGGAAUGAGAGCAAGUUGAUGUGGAUAGUGGCAGCACCAGCCAUAUUCACUAGGUUCUCCACCUUCAGUAUCAAUGUUAUAAGCCAGGCUUUUGUUGGUCAUAUUGGUUCAAGAGAAGUCGCCACUUUUGCUCUUGUUUUCACUGUUCUCAUAAGCUUUGUCAAUGGUAUUCUGGAGGCUCGAUUCAAUGGACCAACUUCCAAGCUUCUCCCUCGCUUCCGUUUCCUCAUGUUCCUCCCCCUUCCUUCCCUCUACUUUCUCUUUUCAAACCCUAGCCCUUUGGAUUUCUUCUCCGCUUGCUCAACAACACUAUUGAUUUCCCUCAACCUGUUGCUCUUCACUCGAUUGUUCCCUGCCAAAUUUUCAUCAUUGUCUUCUUCUUCCUCUUCUACUCACCCUGUGGUGUGGUCCAUUGGGUCGAACCCUAAGCAAGUGAAGAGCACAAGUUGGGGACAUUGGGUUCAAGUUUACAGCAAUGGGGAUGUGUACGAGGGUGAAUUCCAAAAGGGAAAGUGUUGGGGAAGUGGGGUUUAUCACUGUCACAUGAGUGGGAGGUAUGAGGGGGAUUGGGUUGAUGGGAAGUAUGAUGGGUGUGGGUGGAAACAUGGGCAAGGGGGAGCAGGUUCUACUGUGGUGAUGUAUAUGGUGGUGAAUGGGUCUAAUGGGCAGUGUCAUGGGUUUGGAGUCCACACUUGCUAUGAUGGGAGCCGCCAUGUUGGGGGGUUCAAAUGGGGUGUCAAACAUGGACACGGAGAGUACCAUUUCAGAUUUACAGGUAUAUUGAUUUGGAUUUACUGUGCUUUACGAGUUGGAACUCAUAAUGCCAAAGUUUUGUUGCUCUAG
Messenger RNA from Vigna angularis (adzuki bean), 921 nucleotides. RefSeq lists its product as uncharacterized. Lineage: Eukaryota; Viridiplantae; Streptophyta; Magnoliopsida; Fabales; Fabaceae. The coding region runs from base 1 to 921 and encodes 306 amino acids. The transcript has 4 exons. The record is from RefSeq and is a predicted model, not a curated record.